ACCCGAGGGCGGCGGGUUGAUUUAUAAAAGAGAAGCGCCUCUUCGUAAACCAAAACUCACCACCAUUCCUCUGCCCCACUCCCCUCCCCUCCCCUCCAUCCAUGGCGAUCGUCGCCGUCCUCAUCUCCUCCCUCGCCUUCCUACUCCUCGCCGCGGCUUGGUCCAUCCUAUCCUCCUACAUCCUCACCCCUCUCCGCAUCCGACGACUCAUGCAAAAACAAGGCGUUCCAGGCCCCAAACCUCGCUUCCUCCUCGGCAAUCUCCCCGACAUCGCCUCCCUCCUCUCCCAAUCCACCUCCUCCGACAUGCCCUCCGUCGACCACAACAUCGUCGCCCGCCUCCUUCCUCACUACCACCUCUGGUCCAAAAUCUAUGGGAAGAGAUUUGUCUUCUGGUAUGGGAGCGAGCCGAGGCUUUGUCUAACGGACACGGAGCUGAUAAAGGAGUUCUUGUCGUCCAAAUAUGUGCAGAUCUCCGGCAAGUCAUGGCUACAAUUGCAGGGAUCGAAGCACUUCAUUGGGCAGGGCUUGCUGAUGGCCAACGGCUACAAAUGGCUGCACCAACGCCAUGUAGUUGCGCCGGCCUUCAUGGGAGAGAAGCUAAAGAGCCAGAUGGGUUAUAUGGUGGAGUGUACGAAGAAGACGAUUCAUGCACUCAGCGCCGCCGUGGCAGCCGGCGGCGGCGAAAAAGAAGUGGAGAUCGGUGAGUAUUUGACUAGGCUCACCGGAGAUAUCAUAUCCAGGACUGAAUUCGAUAGCAGCUACGAGAAGGGUAAGCAGAUCUUCGUUUAUCUCACCCGCCUGCAAAGUCUCACCGCGCAGUCCAGUCGCCAUUUGUGGAUUCCUGCCAGCAGGUUUUUCCCGAGCAAGUUUCGGAGGGAAAUAAAGUCACUGAAGAAGAAGGUGGAGAAGCUACUCAUGGAGAUCAUAGAUAGCAGGAGAGACAGGGUAGAGAUCGGCCGGAGCUCCUCGUAUGGCAAAGGACUUCUCGGCAUGCUGCUCGCGGAGACCUGCAAGAAGGAAGCCUCCGGCUACACGCUGGAGCUGGUGAUGGACGAGUGCAAAACCUUCUUCUUCGCCGGCCAUGAAACCUCUGCUCUUCUUCUCACAUGGACUGUAAUGCUCCUCGCCACAAAUCCAGAGUGGCAACAGAAGGCUCGCGCUGAAGUCCAGCAGAUCUGCGGCAAUCAGCCUCCAUCCGCCGACCAUCUUCCCAAGCUCACUUUGCUUCAGAUGAUAAUAAACGAGUCCCUACGGCUGUCCCCGCCGGCGACCCUGCUCCCCCGAAUGGCCUUCCAGGACAUGAAGCUCGGCGACUUGCACAUACCCAAGGGACUUUCAGUCUGGAUUCCGGUGCUGGCAAUCCACCACGACGAAAAAAUAUGGGGAAAAGAUGCGCACAGCUUCAACCCGGACCGGUUCGCCGCCCGGUCCUUCGCCAUGACCCGACACUUUCUCCCUUUCGCUUCCGGUCCGAGGAACUGUGUCGGCCAGGCGUAUGCUAUGAUGGAGGCGAAGGUCAUACUGGCCAUGCUGCUCAGCAGCUUCAGCUUCGUCAUCUCAGAGAAUUACAGGCACGCGCCGGUCAAUGUUCUGACGCUUAAACCGAAGCACGGAGUUCAGGUCUACCUGAAGCCGAUCAGGAAUUAGUUGAGCUACAGGGCCAGCAGCGU
Molecule: messenger RNA, 1672 nt
Organism: Phalaenopsis equestris
Lineage: Eukaryota; Viridiplantae; Streptophyta; Magnoliopsida; Asparagales; Orchidaceae
Product: cytokinin hydroxylase-like
Exons: 5
Coding region: 102-1649 (515 amino acids)
Molecular function (GO): heme binding; iron ion binding; oxidoreductase activity, acting on paired donors, with incorporation or reduction of molecular oxygen
Source: RefSeq, a predicted model, not a curated record